Molecule: messenger RNA, 219 nt
Organism: Cercopithifilaria johnstoni
Lineage: Eukaryota; Metazoa; Nematoda; Chromadorea; Rhabditida; Onchocercidae
Source: the annotation of a GenBank genome assembly
AUGAAGAAGAAAUUAUUUUCACAACUUCUAGCAAUUCUCAGGAAUAAAAGUCGAAAAAAUGGAACAAAAUCAAAGGAAAGAAAAAUAACACUACCAAAUGGUACAUUAAUAACUUUGGAAUGCAGUCCAGGUCAACAUGGUUGCGGUACAGCUUCAGCUCAAUUGAAUUCAUUUCAACGUAUGCCAACAAUACUGGAAGAAGCUGAAGUCUGUUUUUAA